AUGAAGUUCACGCUUCUCUCUGGCCUCGUGGCCCAAGCCCUGUCCGUAUCCGCCGGCUCCAUUCUCUGGGAUGGCCGCUUCAACGAUCUCACCUCCGCCACCGACCUCAGCAAGUGGUCUUGGAGUAGCCAGGUCGGCCCCUACCAGUACUACAUCCACGGUCCGUCCGAGGUCACCUCCUACGUCAACCUCUCGCCCAGCUUCAAGAACCCGGCCGACUCGGGCUCCAGCCAGGGUGCCAAGAUCACCCUCGACAAGACGGCCUUCUGGAACGGCCAGACCAUGCGCCGCACCGAGCUGAUCCCCCAGACCACGGCCGCCAUCAACAAGGGCAAGGUCUUCUACCACUUCUCGCUCAUGCGCAAGGACACCAACGCCCCUGCCCUCACCCGCGAGCACCAGAUCGCCUUCUUCGAGAGCCACUUCACCGAGCUCAAGUCCGGCUGGCAGUCGGGCGCCGCUGGCACCUCGGACCCCCUGCUGAGGUGGUGCAUCGGCGGCCAGACCAAGUGGAGCGUCAACUGGGACGCCGACGUGUGGCACAACGUUGCCUACGAGAUCGACUUUGACGCCAACACUGUCGGUUUCUGGCACUCUACCGGCAGCGAUGCCCUUACCCAGGUUAUUGCUCCUCAGGCUGCCGGCACCAGCAGCAACGGUGCUGACUGGCACGUCGGUGUUCUCGAGCUUCCCCGUGACGGCUACGCGGAUGCUACUGAGGAUUUCUACUUUUCGGGUGUCUACAUUGAGAGCGGCAGCAUCACCACUUCCGUUGCUGGUCCUGGCUCCUCCUCCUCCAACCCCGGCACACCCAACACCCCCAGCAGCAGCAGCAGCAGCGUCGCCCCCGUCAAGCCUUCGACCUCGUCGACUUCUUCUUCUACUUCUAUUGCUGCCGUCACCAGCAGCGCUGCCCCCGUCAAGCCUUCCACCUCCUCUGCCUCCUCUUCUACCACCGUCGCUGCCGUGACCAGCGCCAGCGCCGCUCCUGCUGUCACCACCUCCAAGGCUGGAACUAAGACCUGCACUCGUAAAUCCAGCGCCGCUCCUGCUGCCACCACCUCGGCUGGCUCGUGCACUGCGGCUCGGUACGCCCAGUGCGGUGGUAAGGGCUUCUCUGGCUGCACGGCUUGCGCUUCCCCGUACAAGUGCAACCUUGUCAAUGACUGGUACUCCCAGUGCUACUAA
Messenger RNA from Neurospora hispaniola, 1188 nucleotides. RefSeq lists its product as uncharacterized. Gene Ontology annotation, molecular function: cellulose binding. Lineage: Eukaryota; Fungi; Ascomycota; Sordariomycetes; Sordariales; Sordariaceae. Gene Ontology annotation, cellular component: extracellular region. Gene Ontology annotation, biological process: carbohydrate metabolic process. The record is from RefSeq and is a predicted model, not a curated record. The transcript is spliced from 2 exons. Bases 1 to 1188 code for a protein of 395 amino acids.